AUGGGAAAAAAAAUAAAGAAACAAACAGUUUUACCAUUAAAUGUUAAACCAAAGGGAUUAACAAAAAAAGUACAAUUACCAAAAGAUCAAAAUUUAACAAUUAAAGAAUUAACAAAAUAUGAUAUCCUCUUUAAACAAGGUGAAAAGAAUGUAUCAAAAACUUCAGACUUUGUAGAAGUAGGUGAAGAUGAAGUUGAUAGUGAAGAAGAUGAUUAUUUUAAAAAUUCUUCAUUUUUAAAAUCAAAUUUAACUGAUGAUGCUAAAUUUCAAAAAUUAUCAUAUUCUAAACAAUUAGAAAAUGAAUAUGAAGAUCCAAAAGAAAAAUCUAAAGCAGAAGAAUCAGUUAAACAAUUAAAAAAAAGAAAAUCAAUUGAUGAUGAUGAAGAAGAGGAAUAUAAUGAAUUAGAAGAAGAUGAAAUAUAUAAUGAAAAGAGUGAUGAUGAUGACGAUGAUGAUGAUGAUGAUGAUGAUAUUGAAAAUGAAAGAGAAAAUGAUGAAAAUAAAAGAGAAUGGAAAUUAGAAACAGUUGUUAAAAAGAGAUUACCAAUUAAAACACAUGAUGGUAGAAUGAAAACAAUUACUCAAGUUAUCACAGCAAAGGAAUUAAAAGAAACUAAAGAAAAAAAUGAAAAAACUAAAGAACAAUUAAUUGAACAAGUUACAAAAGAAAGAAAUGCCAAAAAUAAACAAAAAGGUAAAAAACCAACAGCAACACCAACAACAAUUUCAAAAGAAGUAAAUAAACAAAUUAAAGAUGCACCACAAAAGAAACAAAAAAAAAAAGAUAAUGAUGAAUCAUCAGAUGAAAGUGAUACAGAGAUUGAGAAUUUAGAUGUUUUAGAUAGAGAUAUUGAUGAUAAUGAAUUUAAUGAUAAUUCAAAAUCAUUGAACAGUAAUAAAGAUGAUGACUUUUCAAAAUUAUCAGAAGGUGAAAGAUAUUUAAAAGAACAAGAAUUAAUUGAGAAUGCAAAGAUGAGUUUAGCAAAAGCAAGUUCAUUGAUUAUUUCAAAUCCAGAGAAUAACAUUCAAGCAAUUAAAGAAUUAUUUUCAAUUUGUAUCAAUAAUAAAAACAUUGUUAUUAAAAAGUAUAGUAUUUUAUCAUUAUGUGCAGUAUUUAAGGAUAUCAUACCAGGUUAUAAGAUUAAUAAAGAUUUGGCAGACGAGAUUAAAAAUGGCCAAACCAGUGCCGACGGUGCAGGACAGCCAAAGCAAAAACUUUCUAAAGAGAUUAAAAAGAUUAGAGAAUAUGAGAAAAAGCUAUUGAAAUUCUAUCAAAAUUAUUUAGUAUUAAUUGAAAAUUCAAUUAGUAAUAUUCUAUCAUUAUUGGCAAGAAAAGUACCAAAUACCAAUGGUAUUGGAUUCUUUAAAAUCAAUGGUACCAACUAUAGUAAUAAUGAUUUAACAUCAUUAUUACAAUGUAUUUUGAAGGCUGUUUCAACAUUAUUAAUCACUCAUCCACAUUUCAAUUUCCGUACCAAUUUAGUCACAAUCACAUCACGUUUUACAGUUUACAAAGAUAAAGAUAUUGCAAUGAUGUGUUUGGAAGCCGUUAAAUCAUUAUUUGAACAUGAUUCAACUGGUGGUGAAACUUCAUUAGAGGUAGUACGUUGUUUGGCAAAUGUAGCAAAAUCUGCAAACUAUUUAAUUGAUCCAAAGGUUGUACGUGUUUUCUUGGCAAUGCGUUUAACAGAUGUAAUCGAGAAAAUCAAUCCAUUCGGGUUCGCAUCUGAUGAGGCAAAGUUGGGUAAAAAAGAUAGAAAGCAUCUAACUCGUACUGAAAAGAAGAAAAGAAAAGAAGAUAAAUCAUUAGAUAAAGAAAUGAAAGAGGCAGAAGCUGAAUUCUCAGUAAAGGAGCAAAAAUUCCUUCAAACUGAAAUUUUAAAGGCAAUAUUUAUUCUUUAUUUUAGAAUUAUAAAGAAAGCACCAAAUUCACCUGCAUUGACAUCGGUAUUGGAAGGGUUGGCUAAAUUCUCCCAUUUGAUAUCUGUGGAUUUCUUGGGUGACCUUUUGAAGGUACUUGGUGACUUGAUUGAGAAUGGUAUCACUUCUAUUGCCAAUGCAUUCAAUACCAAUAUCACCGCCUUUAAGACUAUUAAACUCCAUGGUGGCUCGUUGAAUGUCGAUUUGAAGGAUUACUACGUCCGUGUCUACUCCCUCCUCACCGACAUGGUUUUACCUAAAGAGCAUGGUGUGAUCGUAACUGCCUUGGACGCCCUACAAUUAAUGUUGGGUGACAAGAAGCAAACCGCCGUUGAAAGAGUUGCAUCAUUCAUUAAACGUCUCUCAACCAUCGCUUUGUUUUUACCACCACAUGCAUCAUUGGCAUUAGUUUCAUUCAUUAAACAAUUAUUUAUAACUUAUCCACAAACCCAACGUUUACUUGAAACCGAUUCAACUUUCUCUGGUGGUGACUACGUUCCAGAGGCACAAGAUCCUGAUCAUUGUAAUCCAUUCGCUUCAACUCUAUGGGAACUAUCAUUGUUAACCAAUCACUGGCAUCCAAAAUUCGAACCAAUCUUAAAAAGAAUCUUAUCAUAUAAUGAAUCACAAAUGUCCUCUCAACAUGUUACUCGUGAACGUUCACCAUUGGAAUUAUAUCGUUCCUAUGAUAAUAGUAAAGGUGGUUUCAAUCCACCAAUUGAAUUACCAAAAGAACAUCAUUUACUUGGUAAAAUGCGUAAAUUAAAAAAAUCAUUUAAAAAUCGUGAAAUUCAAGUUUUCAUCACUCCUCAAAAACAAUUUGAAAAAUCAUCUUUCCUUAAUCAAUGUCAACAACAAACCUCUGAUAAAGAAAUUCAAAAACAAAAUAUUACUUUUGAUAAUUAUUUUAAUGAAAAUAAAGAUUUUAAUAAUCAAAUGAAAUUAUUUAAAAAAUUGGAAAAUUUAAAAAAUUUAAAAUCAAGAUUGGAUUCUCAAAAAUCUCAAAAAUCUCAACCACAAAAGAAAAAUACCAAGAAAAUUUUAAAUACUAAAUAA
Molecule: messenger RNA, 2976 nt
Organism: Dictyostelium discoideum AX4
Lineage: Eukaryota; Evosea; Eumycetozoa; Dictyosteliales; Dictyosteliaceae
Exons: 2
Coding region: 1-2976 (991 amino acids)
Cellular component (GO): nucleolus; nucleus
Source: RefSeq, a predicted model, not a curated record